AUGGGCCGUUUCGGCGCCGUCGAGGUCUCUUCACAGGCCGCUUUCACCCCGAUCCAAAUCAUGAAGGCAAACGUCAUCACGGCGGUAGUCACUAGCCAGGCCUGCCUGGCAUCAGCCGCCCUCUACAACGAGACCAUCCAGACGCAGUACGGCCCAGUACAAGGCAUUCCGGCAUUCGACAGCGAGCCCGUCAACAACAUUUCGAACUGGAAGGAUGUCACCGUUUGGAAAGGUAUCCCGUUCGCGGCCGACACGUCCGGUCAGAACCGCUUUCGCCCGCCACAAAAAAGAGCUGCAUGGAAUUCGACUUUGGACGCCAGCGCAUUUGGCGAUGUCUGCCCAUCCGGAAGCCUCAACUUCGGUGGAGGACCCACCAAACGGCAGGAAUCGUCUGGCAGCGAUGCCACCUCCGGGGAAGACUGCCUCAACUUGAACAUCUGGUCCGCGGCAAAUUCGACCGACGCCAAGCUCCCCGUCAUGAUUUGGUCGUAUCCGGCCGGAGGAUCAGCCGCCCAAUCGCUGUUCGACGGCGGGGGCAUGGCAGCGAAGGGGGUCGUGUUUGUCAAUUACAACUACCGCGGUGGCGCACUGGGCUGGCUGGCGCAUCCUCAGCUGGGGUCGGAAAUGGUAGGCGAGGUCGGACGCAACGUGUCGGGCAACUGGGCCAUGCUGGACCAGUUCGCAGUGGUGAAAUGGGUUCACGAGAACAUCGCAGCCUUCGGCGGAGACCCCGAACAGAUAACCGUCGCAGGACAGUCUGCCGGAUCCGCCGCCACAUACCACAUGGUCAACAGCCCCCUCACCAAGGGCCUCAUCAAGGGCGCCAUCGUCGAGAGCGGCAUCCGAUACCCGUUUGACCCGCUUUGCUCGUCGCUGGCCGAGAACUACAGGAACAUGACGACCGCCCUGGCCACAGGCGUCAGUCUGAUGGAGAGCCUCAACGUCACGACCAUCGACCAACUGCGCCAGCUCUCUCUCGACACGCUCAACACCGCCUCGGGCGACUUCGGCGCUGUGCUCGACUACUGGGCCCUGCCCGACACGUACUACAACACGAUGCUGAACGGCCCCGCCAACGACGUGCCCCUGAUCACGGGCAACACCAAAGACGAAAGCGGCGCCUCGCUCCCCAUCAACAUCACCGUCUCCGAGUACACCCAAGACCUGCAAGACCAGUACGGCUCCGACUUCGCCCAGCGUUUCCUCGCCCUCUACCCGGCCACCAACAGCACCCAGGCCGGCAUGUCGUUCAACGCCCACUAUCGCGACACCUCGCGCGUCUCCAGCUGGCUGUACGCCAACGGCUGGGACGCGAGCCCGACCGAGAGCCCCAUCUACACGUACUACUGGGACCACGCGCCGCCGGGCCAGGACCGGGGCGCGUAUCACGAGUCGGAGAUCUGCUACGCCCUCAACAACCUCUACGGCACCGACUACCCCUGGGAGGAGCAGGAUUUCGUCAUCGCCGAGAAGAUGUCGGCGUACUGGGCGAAUUUCGCGAAGACUGGGGACCCCAACACGGGCGCCUCUUACACCGGACCCGGCGAGUUGGUGCACUGGAACACGUCCUCGCCGACCAAGAACGUGACGAUGCACCUGGGCGAUGGGUGGGGUGACACGCCGCUGGCCAGCCCCGAGCAAGUGCAAUUGCUGAGCGACUUCUUUGCUACCCAGCCCGCGUUCUGA
Molecule: messenger RNA, 1686 nt
Organism: Diplodia corticola
Lineage: Eukaryota; Fungi; Ascomycota; Dothideomycetes; Botryosphaeriales; Botryosphaeriaceae
Product: carboxylesterase
Exons: 1
Coding region: 1-1686 (561 amino acids)
Source: RefSeq, a predicted model, not a curated record